UCUUUUCCAGCCCUGGCUAUUUAAAGCUGGACAGCACUGUGAGCCCUCUCCUCCCCCUGCACUGCGAGCCCUUGGACUUUCUCCCACAGCCAUGAGCUCAGGCACAGCUCCCAUCUUCACCGAGGGUGAGGACUGCAAGGCUGCAUGGCGGGAGGCUACAGCUGCCUACAAUGGCCCCGACACCCACCUGGAGAUCCUGGGGAAGCCGGUGAUGGAACGCUGGGAGACCCCCUACAUGCAUUCACUGGCAACCGUGGCUGCUUCCAGGGGUGGCCGUGUGCUGGAGGUGGGCUUUGGCAUGGCCAUUGCUGCCACCAAAGUGCAGGAGUUCAACAUCGAGGAGCACUGGAUCGUGGAGUGCAACGACGGCGUGUUCCAGCGGCUGGAGGAGUGGGCGAGGGUGCAGCCACAUAAGGUGGUGCCACUGAAGGGGCUGUGGGAGGAUGUGGUGCCAACGCUGCCGGAUGGGCACUUCUCUGGAAUCCUAUAUGACACGUACCCGCUGUCUGCACAGACCUGGCACACGCACCAGUUUGCCUUCAUCAAGGACCAUGCCUUCCGCCUGCUGCGGCCCGGGGGGGUCCUCACCUACUGCAACCUCACCUCGUGGGGGGAGCUGCUGAAGGGCAAGUACAGCGACAUAGAGAAGAUGUUUGAGGAGACUCAGGUGGCACAGCUGCUGGAGGCCGGCUUCAGGAGGGAGAACAUCAGCACGGCGGUGAUGGAGUUGGUGCCCCCCAGGGAGUGCCGCUACUACUCCUUCCCUCGGAUGAUCACCCCCUGUGUAGUGAAGCACUGAACAAAAAGGUUCUUGUGGCUGCAAACCCACAGCACAGCGUUGACCCAAAGGGGCUCAUGCUGUCCUUUACUCUAAAAACAAUUGUUUGUGAAAUUGGGGGUCCGUUUCCGUGCAGAAGCCAAACGUGCCAGGCCAGGCAGGAGGAAUGGGGAAGAUGGGGCAGUUUGAGGCACGUUCCUUACAACUGGAUUUCCCAUGAGUUUCCAGUGAAAGUUCCCUCAUAUUUUUGGCUGAUGCCCAUUUUAAUAAGCUCUGAUUCUUACGACCCCCGUACAGUUCAAUAGUGCAUAAAUGACGUUCCCCCUCUCUACCCAGAAGGGCUAAAAUCCAUUAAAUCAGAUCGAAAUACACAAAGGCUAUUUCUGAGCAAUUUAUUUUUGCCUUUCGAAGUGCACCUGUAACUGCAGACCAUAUGGGUGCACAGCACAACACAUCCACUGCCAGACCAAUGCAAUUCCUUCUGCUGUACACAUCGAGGUGUGUUCCAUCCCUUGUAGGAAUUAAGAAACAAGCAGGCAGAGCUGAGCUCAUGGACACCACAGGGUUCCCCUGGAUGUUUGCUGGUCCCAUAAAGAACCCCAGCACUGACAGCAGCCUGGGGGAGGAUCCAGUGCCUGAGCUGCUUUCAUUGUAAAAACAAAUCCUGCACAGCCCAGCUGCUACAGCAGAGCUGUGUGUUCUACCUGAGCCAGAGGACUUCAGGCCUCCUGCAGCAACCAACCACACUCAG
Messenger RNA from Lagopus muta (rock ptarmigan), 1529 nucleotides. It is a transcript of the gene GAMT, whose product is annotated as guanidinoacetate N-methyltransferase. The transcript has 6 exons. The record is from RefSeq and is a predicted model, not a curated record. Bases 92 to 799 code for a protein of 235 amino acids. Gene Ontology annotation, biological process: creatine biosynthetic process. Gene Ontology annotation, molecular function: guanidinoacetate N-methyltransferase activity. Lineage: Eukaryota; Metazoa; Chordata; Aves; Galliformes; Phasianidae. Gene Ontology annotation, cellular component: cytoplasm; nucleus.